AUGGCUUAGAACCAAAUAGUAGGAGCAAUUAAAAUAAAGGAUGGAUUAUUUAUUGGGGAUGAAUUUGCAUCAUAGGUUUAGUAUUGAAUUUAAAAAAGGAUCGAGAAUUUAUAAUUACAAAUAAAGUAACUCAUAUUAUUAAUUGUGCUGGCACAGAAGUUCAAAAUAAAUGGACAUUGAUGGGUGCAAAGUAUUUAACUUUUAAUUGGUUGGAGUAAGAUAAUGAAGUAUCAAUUCAAAUGUUGAUAUUUAGGUGUUAUUUGAUGAACGAGGUGAAAAUGUAAAUAAAAUAUUUACAUUCAUUGAAGAAUGUUUUCAAUAAGGAGAGAGUUGCCUAGUACAUUCAGUUAGAGGAUAGAGUAGAGCAUGUUGUGUGCUUGCUGCUUAUUUUAUGAAAAAGUUCGUUAAAUAAUUUAAAUUUUUAGAUAUUCUUGGACAUUAUAUAAAACAUUAGAAUUUUUGAAUUCCAGACGUCCAGAUCUUGAAAUUCGAGCAUCCUUUUUUUAUUAACUAAACGCAUUGGAAAACAGAAUGAAUAAACUCGGACCAAAAAGAACUGCUUCAUGGAAUGAACUAUCAACUGAUGAAUAAAAUCCUUAGCAUGUUUAGGAGGAGUUAAUCAUUAGAAAUACUUUUUUGAAUUCUCAUAAUGGUCCUGUCGAUGAAAUAUAUACUAACUUAUAAGCUAAAUAGGUAUAGAUUCACAUAAUACUUAAAGGGAGUCUUGGGAAAACCUAGCAAUCAGAAGUUAAAAUGGAGAGACUAAAUGAAUAAAGAGAAUAUUCAAUUAGCAACUCUGGUCUAUUCAGGUUCCCCUGAUUUCGUGCCUACUUCUGAAGUGAAUCUAAAACGCGAUUCUGAGACUUCAAUUUUAAAAGUAAAAUUAGAAUUUAAUUAGGGAGCAUAAAAAAACCAAUCUUUGAUCUAAUUGCCUAAACAACCCUAAAUCUAAACUAGUUUUCCAAAAAGCACUUAGAAUGUAAUAACUCAAGUAAGAUAAGAAAGCAGUAAAUCAUAAUAACAAGAAUAAAAUGACAUUAUAAUGAAUUCUAAUCUAAAUAAUGCAAAAUUAAUUAACAAUCCUUCAUUUUAGAAUAUGCUUAUGAAUUGUGCUGCUGCAAAAAGCAGAACACCAUAAUAAUAAUAAUAGUAAAUAACAUAAUAACAAUAAUAAAAUAUCAUUGAAUUAAAUAACAAAAAACCUUAAUUGAUUAAUAAUUUUGUAAAGAAUUCAGAGAAUACAACUCAAUAAUAACCUACUGCUGGAUCUAUUUUGAGUAGCAGCAAUUAAAUCUAUUAGAACUGUUCAAAUCCAAUCAGAAGCAAUUCUUUAUAAUAAAAUGACGAUAAAAAGUUAUCGACUGAUAUUUCUAAUUAGACCAGACCUAGCUCUUUGAAAUAAAAAGAUAACUAAAAUUCCAUUUUAACCAACUUUUAGGAAUUUAAAAAUCAAGUUUAAUAAUCCUUAAAUUAUUUUAAUAAAUAGGCUGAAGCGUUAUUGAAUUUUGAUAAGUCAUCCUAAUAAUCUCAAGCAACACAAUUAAUAAAUUAAACUAAUAAUACAAUCUAAUAAAAAAGUAAAUUAGAUUAAUUAAUUAGUCCAACAUCAAUUUAAACUAUGAAUUCUACUAAGCAUUCAGAAAUUCAAAAAACAUUAACUUAAUCAAUUUCAUAAUUAUAAUCUAGUUAUUAAAAGUUUUAGCAACUUUAGCAAAAAAAUUAAAUUAAACAAUCCUAAUCUCAAUCUUGCAUUUAAAAAUAACACAUUUAAAACACUGAAUUCUCCUAAUAUAAUCAACCCAUGAUUCUAAAUUAAACCAACAUAUAGGAUAGAAGUUCCUCUAUAACUAAGAAUUAGGAAACCUUAGAUUCCAAACUCAGACCUAGUAGUACUGAUGUCAAAGAUACUUAAAAAUCUAAUGUGUUACAAAAAAAAGAAAGUUUGUCUCCAUUUUCAAAAGAUCCAUUAAAAAAAGUAUCUUAACAGGGACCUCCUUUACCUUAAUCUAGUUCUCAAAUAUAUUUACGAAAUGUUUAAUGUAGAAGACAAGCAGCAUCUACGUUGAGGAACUAAUAAAAGCCAAAUAACUCAUUCUAAGAUAAAUACUUAAAUUAAAGUGCAAAUUAAGCUUAAAAUAACAGUUUUAAUAAUAAUAGUAAUUCCGCUAUAGAGGCUGAAUAAAAGUAAUAAGCAAAAGGCAUAGUUACAGACCUCAAUUAGUUUAAGAAACUAAUAUCACCUUAAAAUUUAACAAAGAGUUAGGCAUCCUUUAUUAAGAAUUAACCUAUAAGAGUCUUAUAAGAAUUGACAGAAAAGACUUAAUCACAAAAAUAAGUGUAUGAUCUUAAUAAUAUUUUCUAGAAAAACCAAAGAUAAUGUGUCAUCAACCAGUUUUACUUUAGUUCAAAAAACUUCCUCUGUAAAUACAAGAACCUUUUCACCGGCUAUUAAAAGUAUUCAAAUAUUAAUUAAAUUAAGAUGAACCUAAGAGUAAGGCAACGAACGUUUCUAAUGUCAGACAUAAAAUUAGGAAUUCAUCUCCAGGUAUAAUUAAUUAUCACAUAUCAUAAGGAAUAUCAAAGGAUUAGGAUUAGUCUAAUUCAUUUUAAAACAUAUCAUCAACUUUACAAGGAAAAAAUAGUUGGAAAAUGCUUUGA
Messenger RNA from Paramecium octaurelia, 2658 nucleotides. The record is from the annotation of a GenBank genome assembly. Lineage: Eukaryota; Ciliophora; Oligohymenophorea; Peniculida; Parameciidae.